UUCACACUUCACGUUGUACAGUCAGCUGACUUCAUGCAGAGAUCAGUCCGCUUUCUGCUGCUAGAGUUGGACUUUGCGACUGAACGGCACUAAACAGUAAACACAUCAUGACUAAAUACGAGGACGUUGCUGUUCGCGGCUACGAGGAGUUUUGCAAAGCCGCGUCUGAAAGAAAGGGAAAAGACAUAUUCGCUUACUUCUCUGGAGAUAAAGAUGAGCAGGGCAAGAGCUGGUGCCCGGACUGUGUCAAAGCAGAGCCAGUGGUCAGAGGAGAGCUGUCUCAUCUGCCAGAGGGAUCUGUCUUCAUUUACUGCCAAGUGGGGGAUAGACCUUACUGGAAGGACCCAAAUAAUGACUUUAAGAAGACUCUGAAGCUGACUGGAGUCCCCACGCUACUGCGCUAUGGCACGCCCCAGAAGCUGGUCGAAGAGGAGUGUUUUAAAGCAGACCUGGUUCGAAUGUUGUUCACUGAGGAUUAAUGUCUUGUGCCGCGUUUUCUUUGAACGAUUCACACGGUUUUUCUACUGUUUUGUCAGUCGCAAUCUAUGUUUCUGUAAUGUUCAGCGAAACUAGUUGGUGCCUGGGAUCAUGCUGCGGUGACUGCACAAGUCUGGAAAGCAUUCGUGCAAAUACAUCUGUGUGCACUGGAAGAUUUCGUUCGUAACAUCAUCAGACACUUCAAGCUAAUUCUCUUACUUUAAAGUCAUAUUCAAAAAAGAGACUUCGACUGUAAUUUCAAAUCAACUAUAAUAAAGGGAGAGUGCACCAAAA
Puntigrus tetrazona (Sumatra barb) is the source of this 771-nucleotide messenger RNA. RefSeq names its product thioredoxin domain containing 17 (gene txndc17). Bases 108 to 479 code for a protein of 123 amino acids. The record is from RefSeq and is a predicted model, not a curated record. The transcript is spliced from 4 exons. Gene Ontology annotation, cellular component: cytosol. Gene Ontology annotation, molecular function: protein-disulfide reductase [NAD(P)H] activity. NCBI's taxonomy places the organism in Eukaryota, Metazoa, Chordata, Actinopteri, Cypriniformes, Cyprinidae.